This is a messenger RNA of Salvia splendens (bonfire salvia), 3056 nucleotides long. Its product is annotated as putative late blight resistance protein homolog R1A-10. Lineage: Eukaryota; Viridiplantae; Streptophyta; Magnoliopsida; Lamiales; Lamiaceae. Gene Ontology annotation, molecular function: ADP binding. The transcript is spliced from 2 exons. Bases 108 to 2735 code for a protein of 875 amino acids. The record is from RefSeq and is a predicted model, not a curated record. Gene Ontology annotation, biological process: defense response to other organism.
GGACCGGACCGGACCGGACCACUCGAGCGAUCCAGUCUCCAAAUUUCAACAAAUACUCAAGCCGAAGACUUGUUUGUUGAAAUGAUUGAGAGAGAAAAUAGAGAGACAUGGCUUAUGCUGCAUUGAUUUCUCUAAAGCAUACGAUUCAGCGCUUUACAGAUCUGCCAAUCACAAAAUCACCAUAUGAGGAGCUGAUACUGUUAGAGUCCACCCUCAGAAAACUGGAUGAUAACUGCAACAGCAACAUUAAUAGGCGUGCGAUUAAUGAAUUGGAUGCUCAAAUAAGAGAUGCAGCUUGUAAACUAGAAGUUGCGCUUGAAUCUUAUCACAGCGACAGCGUCGAGGCUCGCCUUCAGAUACCCCUGGUUGACUUGAAGGGCGUGGAGCAAGAGAUCCUUUCGUUUGUGAAGAGCGCGAAGAAUUUGGGAGAUAAUUACAACAGAGUCCUAGAUAUCCCGUUGCCUAUUGAAGAAGAAGACAACGCCGUUCUGCCAAAAGAAGAUGUUGAUUGCAAAGAGUCAACGACUGUCUAUUUAUCCGACCAACUCGAAAAAAUCAUCAUUGAGUUUCUUGAUUUGCAGUCGAGGCUCAAAAUCGUGUCCAUAUUUGGAAUGGCUGGCAUUGGGAAGACUCAUCUUGCUAGCAAAAUUUAUGAGGAUGGAAGAAUUACUGGAGAAUACGAUGUACGAGUAUGGGCAAGCAUAGGUCCAAAAUUUUAUAUCAAGAAGAUUUUGGCGGACAUCGCUGCUCAAGUUAUUGGUAAUAAUCCUAGAAAUGUAUACAUGGAAGAAGAUAAGAAUACAUUAGCCGAUCUCGUAUAUAAAAAAUUGUCCGGUCAGAGGUAUUUCAUUGUCUUGGAUGAUAUAUGGAGCACGGGUGCCUGGGAUCACUUGAAGAGUCUCUUUCCAAUCGAGCAAAAUGGUAGUCGAAUCUUGCUGACAACGAGGCUAGAGGAAGUAGCUAAAUAUCCCACUUCAUCUAGCAACGUUUACCAGUUGCGUUUUUUGAACAAUGAAGAGAGUUGGGAGUUGCUUUGGAAGAAUGUCUUUGAUAAUGGAUGUUUCCCUGAUGAGCUCGAGGAAGCUGGAAGGAAGAUUGCGGAGAAUUGUGAAGGUCUUCCUCUUCUCAUCCUCGCAGUGGCCAGAAUCCUUCGUGGCCAUGACAAGACAGAGCAGUUCUGGAACGAGGUAGUAAACAAAAAAACUCCUGUUUUUCUGGAUGCAUAUGAUAGCAUUUCAAAGCAGCUAUUACUGAGCUAUGAGUACUUGCCCCAAUAUUUGAAAGCAUGUUUUCUAUAUAUAGCUGUUUUCCCACAAUAUUUCAAAGUUCAUGUUGCCAAGCUCAUUAACUUGUGGGCUGUAGAGGAUUUUAUUGAACCGUCUCAAAAUUUAGAAGAUUUUGCUAAGGAAUGUCUCAAGAGGCUUGUCUCCCUAAGUCUUAUUAUCAUCUGCAGUCAGAGUAUUAGCUACGGAAUCAAAUCUUGCAAGCUCCACUCUGCGUAUUGGCACGUGGCUGUUAAAGAAGCUAGGAAGACCAUGUUUUUCCAUGUCUUAAAUAAGGGGGAAGAUGGGAAUCAUGUCGAAAACCACCGUCGCUUGUGCGUCCAAAAUAACAUUUUGUUUGCCAUAAAAGAAGUGUGUGGCUCUAUGGCAGCCACUUGGAAAACUCGUUCUCUCUUGUGUACCGGUGAAGAUCAUCAAUAUCAAGUUCCGGUGUGUUUGAAUUUGAUGUUGCUCAAGGUGUUGGAUGCUCUUACAAUCCGUUACUAUGAGUUCCCAACAGAGGUGCUGAAACUGAUCGAGUUACGGUACCUUGCCCUGACAGUGCAUGGGGAACUCCCUCCUUUUUUAUCCAAUCUUCAGAACAUUCAGAACUUGAUUGUCCGUCGCUAUCAUAAUAUCAAGGUGCUAACAAAUUCCAGUCGAUUUCCUGAGGAGAAAGACUCUGUGCAAGAACAUCAGAGCAUCCAACCCUCUAGAAAUUUCACGGGUUUGCCAAUGGAGAUCUGGGAUAUGCAAGAACUGAGGCAUCUUUGGAUCAUGGGAAGCAAACUACCAGAUCCAAGUGACGGGGCAAAGCUACAAAACCUCUUGACAUUCCAUGCUGAUGCUCAUUGUUGUACCAAGGAUGUUUUCAGAGGCAUCUCUAAACUGAAGAAACUUAGAAUGAAAAUCGAGUUAGAGCCUGAUGCUGUUGAAACCUUGAAUUGCUUAGAGCAUAUCUCCAUUCUCGAUGAAUUGGAGUCACUUAAAUGUGUUGUUGCAAAUCCUCAACUAAGGUCUCAAGUUGAGCUCUCAUAUUUGCCUCAAUGUCUAAAAAAGUUGAGCUUGAAUGGCUUAGGAUAUUGUUGGGAGUCCAUGAGUGUAAUUGGUUCGUUGCCACAACUUGAAGUGCUCAAGGUGCAAUGCUCUGCCUUUCAAGGUCCAGAAUGGAAAACAAAAGUUGAAGAAUUCCCAAGACUCGAAUUUCUGUUACUUGAAGAUAUUGAUCUGGUGCACUGGAGGACUGAUGAUGAUGAUGAGUGGCUGCCGUGUCUGCAGCGCCUAAUCAUUCGGAACUGCUACAAAUUGAAGGUGAUACCUUCUCAAGUUGGAUAUAUUGAUGUUUUGAAAACGAUAGAGGUAGUUGACUGCAGCCCUUCACUUGUGGCUUCUGCCCUGCAAAUAAAAGAGAAAGAAGAGGAAUAUGGAAAUUUUUAUCUUCAAGUUAUGAUCAGUUCAUCAUGGAAACUUUGAACACUGCCUGGUCAGCAAAAUGGCUGCCAGAUCCUUGAAAGAUAUUGUGCAGUAAACAAGACAAAGUAAUGUGAACCAUUCUUCAACAACCGCCAACGCCAAGAGUCAUUUUCAGUCUCAUGAUGAUGAUUUUCUGAAAGAAGAGAAGUUUGUAUUAGUUGCACUCUCUAUGGUGGAAUGUCUUCCCCCCCCCCCCCCUUCCUUAUCAAUUUAUCGCAUCUUAUUUGUAUGUGUUUCUAAGAAGUGUACGUGUGUUAUGUUUGUGAAAUUGUAAUAGACCACUUCUCUUGAAUGUCAGAUAUCGCUUUGGUUUUAUGAUCA